AUGGCUACAAAUUCUGCUUCUCCCGAGUCCCUCGAUGACAAGGAAGUGAUCAACGGCUCUGUGGCGUCUCUCGAGGCGCGUGGUCUCAAUCCAGAGAGCUUUCUCUACCGGGAGCUUUGCAAGACACACCUGGGUGAGCGGGCGGCCGCGGUGAUGAACAUGCUAGUCUCCAAGGGUCGCUUGAGUGCGCGCGAACUGUGCGAUCGGCUCGACAUGGAUUUAAAGAGUGUCAAGCGCAUUUUGGUCUCACUCGUGCAGCUGCGAUGCGUGCAGUACUGCGCCGAAACCAGCGUGUCCGGGCGCACCACCGUCUAUUACAGCUACUGCGAGGACGGCCUGCUGCUGAUGCUAUACGCGGGCGAGAUCGUCGAGGCCAUGCAGGUGCACUUCCAGUCGGACCUGGCAGCUCAGAUCGUACAGAACGUACUUGCUCUAGGCUCGCUGACCUUGAAGGCAUACCUGAGCUCAGGCCUCUCCGAGGUGUCACCUUCUGAGGUGUCUGCGUACUUCCUGAGGCUUUUCGAGGCCGGCUUCCUUGUACCGCUUACAGCCAAUGAUUAUUGUCCUGUAAGUGAACUGUGGACGCGGCUCUACAAGAAGGAGUACGACCUCAUUCCGAAGAACUCGACCUUGUCUGAUCUCAAGAAAAGGACAGAGGCCAAGCAGAAGGCCAAGAAACAGUUCUACCAGCUAGUCGGCCCCCCUGAUGCCUCGAGCUUCAUAGUGACUGAUCCUAGAACCUCUCUAAGACAGGUCGCCGAUUCCGUGCCGCUGACUUUCAGCUUGGGCAGGUACUUAAAGCUCAAAAGAUCCAAGCAGCUGGUUCAGUUUUCCGCUGCCAAAGUUGGCAAGGUCCCUGCCGCUCUUUACAAAAUUGCCCUUCGCAUGACGGAGCGGUCUUCUCCCGAAAUAACUGAUCCUCUCACCAAGACAGGCCUUCUACAAGAUGCAGACGAACUCGCGGCUACUCAAGACGAGGCAGCGCGAGCAGAAGAAAAGAAUCCGGGAGUUACCUUCAAUGCCAUGGAUAUAUCAAAACACCUCAGCGACGAUAUAGAUCUCAGAGGCACGAUCGCCUCUCAAAUGAAGCGGCAGAGGCCGAGUUCAGCCGAGGUCCAGUCUCACAAAAGAGUCAAAACAGAAGACGGCUUCGUGGUUCCUCCUCCACCAGCCAAUAACGGCGCUGAAGCCGACGAAAUGGCAGAUGACAACAUUGAUCUCGAUUUGGACGACAGCGACACAGACCCUCAUUCUGUCACUCUCAUCAACGGGCACUUGAAGUUGCUUGCAAGCUCUACUGUUUCCUUCCUACAGGAGCCUCAACCGGGCUUGUACUACGUGCCUUACACUAGGCUCAUGCCGUUGCUAAAGUCCUCAGUGUAUGAGGCGCUUCUGAGUUACACGCUAGGUGGGUCUGCAUGUAGAAUCCUCCGCUGUAUUCGUGACAACAACUUAGCGACAGAGAAGCUCAUUAACUCCACGGCAUUGAUGAGGGAGAAAGACAUCAGAUCUGUUAUUGCCACCUUGAUUAGGUACAAUGCCGUUGAAAUCCAAGAAGUCCCCCGGACGGCUGAUAGAGCUGCGUCCAGGUCAGUCUUUCUAUUUCGAAACAACCCAAGGCACGCAUACGACUUCAUGACCAAGAACCUCACCUGGAACAUUGCAAAUCUUUAUCACAAAAUCGAAGAUUUAAAAAGCGAAAACUCGACCCUUCUCCAAAAGGCUAAUCGUGAAGACGUGAAAGGUAAAGAAACGGAGCUCUUGCUUCCAAGCGAGCUUAAUCAGCUGAAGAUGGUGAACGAGCGUGAGCUCAAUGCAUUAACAAGAACCCAAAGACUUCUUUUGCUUUGGGAAGUAUUCAGGUUUUUUUAA
Lachancea thermotolerans CBS 6340 is the source of this 1872-nucleotide messenger RNA. It is a transcript of the gene RPC82, whose product is annotated as DNA-directed RNA polymerase III subunit C82. The record is from RefSeq and is a predicted model, not a curated record. NCBI's taxonomy places the organism in Eukaryota, Fungi, Ascomycota, Saccharomycetes, Saccharomycetales, Saccharomycetaceae. Gene Ontology annotation, molecular function: single-stranded DNA binding. The coding region runs from base 1 to 1872 and encodes 623 amino acids. Gene Ontology annotation, cellular component: RNA polymerase III complex. The transcript has a single exon. Gene Ontology annotation, biological process: DNA-templated transcription.